Messenger RNA from Girardinichthys multiradiatus, 2380 nucleotides. RefSeq names its product E3 ubiquitin-protein ligase TRIM21-like. The record is from RefSeq and is a predicted model, not a curated record. Gene Ontology annotation, molecular function: protein binding; zinc ion binding. Lineage: Eukaryota; Metazoa; Chordata; Actinopteri; Cyprinodontiformes; Goodeidae. The transcript is spliced from 2 exons. Bases 138 to 1790 code for a protein of 550 amino acids.
GGAGCUUCUUGUUUGUCUUAUUUAAAGACAGCAGACUCGCCUCAGAAGGCAUGUCUGUUUCCAGGAGCACGUUCUAAUACUUGCCCUGACCGGGAGCAGGAAGGAUCAUUGACUUUUCUUGCAUUCAGACGAGCAUCAUGUCUGUGGCCAACUAUCAGCUCACCGAGGAGCAUCUCUGGUGCUGCAUCUGCCUGGACGUGUUCACCAAUCCUGUCACAUUGCCCUGUGGACACAACUUCUGCAGAAGCUGCAUCCUGGAGCAUCUGAAUUCGAACCCUCAGCGGCAGUGCCCCAUGUGCAAGGAGCGGGUGGAAAAGAAGCACACGCUUGGGGUGAAUACGUUUAUAUCUGAGCUGGCUGUCCAGUACAGGCAGUCUGCAGGAAGGAAAGCCAGGAACAGCCCACAGCAGCUUGUCGUGAUGCCAGGAAAACCUUCUUGUGAUCUUCCUGUUGGACCUAAACACCUGUCCUCAAGGUGCUGUUUGCUGUUAGCUGUUACCCUGGUGGCUGUGCUCCUUUUCUUCACAGCUAACCUACAUUUCCAUCAAAAACUUAACAGCAACGAGAAUCCAUCGCUCAUUUCUUUGGUGGAAAAGACUGAGAACAUCUGCUCCGAGCACCAUGAACCUCUGGAGCUCUACUGCAAGAAUGAACAAAUAAGCAUUUGUCAGAGAUGCUGGACCUCCAGCCACAGGUUCCACCAGGUGGUUCCUGUGAAAGACGUAUACGAAGAAGAGAAGUCUGAGCUUGGGAAAACACAAGCCAGGAUCCAACAGGUGAUCUGGCAGAGACGGCUGAAGAUCCAGGAGCUCAAACACUCAAUGAAACUCAGCGAGGAGGCUGCGGACAGAGAGAUGGCAGAUGGGGUCCACAUCUUCACCUCUAUGAUUCAGACUUUAGAGAAAGCUCAGGCUGAGCUGAUUGGGUUGAUUGAGGAAAAGCAGGGAGCCAUGGAGAAGCAGGCUCAGAGUUUCAUUGCUGAGCUGGAGCAGGAGAGGUCUAAGCUGAAGAGGAGGCAGGUUCAGCUGGAGCAGCUCUCCAAAGAUCCUCUCCUCUUUCUCCAGAGCUUUCCAGUUCUGAACACCGUUCCACCGACUAAAGACUGGACCCAAUUGAGGAUCUGUCCGGUAAUAUAUGAAGGAUUGACGAGGACAGCCAUGGUGAGAGCCAUGAAUCAGCUGACGGAGGUCAUCAGAAAUGCAAUGAAUAAGCUGCGGGACGCAGAGACGAAGAACGUCCACCAGUUUGCCGUGGAUGUAACUCUGGAUCCUGAUACGGCACAUCCUGCACUCGUUGUGUCAGACGAUGGAAAACGGGUCCACCAUGGAGACGUCUGGAAGAAACUCCCGUACCAGUCCAAAAGAUUUGAACCCGCUAUUAAUGUCCUGGGGAAGCAGGGCUUCUCCUGUGGAAGAUUUCACUAUGAUGUUCAGGUUAAAGGGAAGACUGCUUGGACUCUUGGAGUUACCAAAGAAUCAGUCAACAAGAAGGUGGAACUGAACCUAAACCCAGAAAAUGGCUACUGGACCAUUCGUCUCCAGAACAAAAAAGAGUUUGUUGCUCUCACUAACAAACCGGUUCCUCUGUCUGUGGGAUAUAAACCAGAUACGGUGCGGCUGUUUGUGGAUUAUGAAGAGGGUCAAGUAUCAUUUUAUGAUGUUGAUUCUGCAGUUCUGCUACAUUCCUUCUCUGGGUGCUCCUUUACUGAAACACUCUACCCAUUCUUCAGUCCAGGUCCAAAUGAUGAUGGCAGGAACUCUGCUCCUCUUAUUAUCUCUUCUCAACAUUGAGAAAAGUCCCGCAUUUAUUGGUCUUUUUGUCUUUUCGAUUUAAUGCAAAUGUGCAAUUUUAUUGGGUGUACUUUGUAUUUAGCAGAACUUUGACUCUUGGUGUUUUUCUUACAUGCAUAAUAAUAAUGGGGAUGUUUAUACAAAAUAUAAAUUUUUAAUGAAUAUAAGUCUAAUGAAAACAUCAUGAAAAACUGUUCUCCUUUGUAUAACAAAGAAAGAAUGCAUACAGGGAGAAGAUACAUAGGUAGGAAAAGUAAAAGGAUCAACUGGAAGACAGCAGUAGAGUAAUAAAACUACAAAUACGUGUAAUUUCGUCUUUACAUAUAACAUGGAUAUCUAAUGCAAGAAUAAAUGUUUAUGGAAAAAUACUAUAGCAAUAUACUCAGUAAAAAUGUCUUUUUAUUAGAAAUUAUCUGCAUAAUUUCAUAUUUUGCCAUUUUAUUUAUCAAAGAUUUGAUAAGUUUCAGUCAUUUAUAAAGAAGGUGUUGAAAAAUACAGUUUCAUCAAUAUAUGUUGAUGAGAUUUUGUAGAUCACCAUUAAUAUAGCACCGAGAACAAUGAGAGGAAGCAAUUUUCUGGCCAGAAACAUU